Molecule: messenger RNA, 1824 nt
Organism: Anopheles maculipalpis
Lineage: Eukaryota; Metazoa; Arthropoda; Insecta; Diptera; Culicidae
Gene: sowah
Product: ankyrin repeat domain-containing protein SOWAHC
Exons: 13
Coding region: 1-1767 (588 amino acids)
Molecular function (GO): protein binding
Source: RefSeq, a predicted model, not a curated record
AUGGAAAACGAACCGAAAGAACUUUCCAUGGAGGAAAUAAGAAAAUUCAUGGUACUAAACAACUACAAGCUAACCAACCACAUGUUGGUGAAGCAUUUCCGUAGCUUUCUUACCAACAAAGAUACACAAGAUGAGGCCAGAAGACGGUUCAAGGAAUAUGUGAACAAAAUAGCAUCGGUAAAGCACGAGGGAAACGAAAAGUAUCUCGUUCUCCGGCGCAAGUAUUACAAUGGGAUACCGCUGGAAGAUUCGGUUGCUGAUUCACAGCCGAUGCGUCCGGCUUCCCGAUCUUACGGGUUGCUUCCAUCGGAUGGUGAAGCAUCGCCGAUGCGCCAACCACCCCCGUACCGUCCGCCUCCGAUCGUGUCUCCGGAUACGGUUUCGCAUCACAGCAGUCCCCGGGGCAGUAUCGCUUUAAAUCGGCGAAACAGCUCCGAUUACAUCCGCAGUGGUUCGGAAAUUAGCUUUGGCAGUGAGUUUGCAAGUGUUGACGGUAGAAAAGUGAACCCUUUGCUAGUGCGCAGUAAUAGCAACGACACCCGUCCACCUCCACCUUUGGACGGUGGCCGAAAGCUAAGCGUGGACAUGUUAGCGUACGAUGAAGGGGCACCUCCAGCGAUUCCUCCUAGAAAGAGGGUUAGCGAGUCUGGAAGUAGUGUUGCAUCGAAUUCACGCCAAAAUUCGGUGGAUGAAAAAUUAACAAGUUCGGUGGGCGAGUGUUUGAGUGAUAAUAAGGAAAAUGUGACCUCUGUUGCAAUGGAAGAGCAAGGCGCGGUUGCAUCGGAAGAGAACAAAUUGAGUGUGAAGGAGAAGAUGAUGAAAUUUAACCGAUUUGCUUCGGAAGAAGAGGCCAAAAUACCGUCUCCGAUUGGGAAAAAGAAACCAGAUAAGAACACCGAAGAAACUAUCAAUGCCGAUAAUCUGAUGCAGCUUCCAAAUGCGAAGGAGUGGUUAAUAGCUGCCGCAAAAUCGGACUAUCAAUUGUUGGCCAAAUUGUCUACGGAACAUCCCAAUUUGGUUAAACUACAGGAUAUCAGCACGUAUACCGCACUACACUGGGCAGCAAAGCACGGCAAUGAAGACGUGGUGAAGCUGGUUGCCGGUAAACUGAAAGCUGAUGUCAACGCCAGAACGAACGGGGGGUACACGGCUCUUCACAUUGCCACUCAGUUCGGACGGAACGACAUUUUUGAGCUUCUGUGCAACGUUUACAAGGCCGACCGUGACCUGCUCGACUGGAGCGGCAAGAAGGCACUGGAGUACCAGAAACAGAUGACCAGCGUGUCCGAUUCGACAUUCAGCAAAAUCAAGGCACGGAAAAAGCAUUCAGAAAAAGACUCCGGCUUCCUGAGGAUUGGUUCCCUGAACGUGCGGGUGAAGAAAACCACCGAAGCCUUCAGCAACUUUCUGGGGGUGGGCACAAACCAAACGAGACUGCCGCCGACAGCGAUUAGAUCGAGCGCCCCACCGGACACGCUUUUCAUCGACAAACUGCACAAAACCUGGGGCUCGGCCGAUAACAUCCCGAAGGAAGAUUCCGUCAUGCCACCGCCGAAGUAUGGACCAGUUAAGAAACGACGCCAGAAGCGGGACAUCGAGUAUGGUCCUAGCAAUGAUCACUUUAGUCAAAGUAUGCCAACCACACCGAGCCAGAUACGGGCACCGGUUGGUACGCUGUCGGAGAAUCCCGAUGGUGAAUCGAUGGGUGAUUCCGAUUCCGAUACGGCUUGUGGGUUUGACUCGAACUGGCGGCCAACGUACAUUUAAAUGAUUUCUCUUUCGAAUUCUCGUUUAUAUUUUUCUGUACAUUCGUGUGUAAAUGUA